AUGCAAGACGAGGAUGACCUGUUGUUGGGUGCCGUCGAGGAAGAAGCGAUGGCACAACAUUUAGGCUUUACGGACGAUUUUGAUCAUCAUCAGACCAUCGGUGCUUCAUCCAGUAGCAGUGUUGGAGGAUCUUCUAUACAUAUUUCAACAGCCGUUAAUGGAGCAUUGAUUAACAACCCGUUAUCAUCGGCUCCAUCCACCAAUCAUCAUCACCUGAUGUUAGGCGUUCCGACUACAACAAACAAUGGACAUCUUCCCCAGGCCCCAACAUCUUCAGCCGCAUCUCACCUAAUUCCAUCAGCUGCCUCUGGUGCUUUUCUUCAUCCGCUUCUUGGUAUGUCUCUCACACCACUUGGUAUGCAUCCAUACGUUCCUCUUCCAACCAUUCCACAGAUGCCUCUUCCAAAUGGUAUUCCACAACCGCUAUUAGGGUUGACUUCACCAGCCUCAUCACAACUCCUUUCAUCUCCAGUGUCAUUUGGUCAUCGGGUACUACCUCCCUCUGAAGAACCUUCCGAAGAAGAACAAGAGGUUUAUGAAGUGUACGACGACGAUAAACAAGACCCAACCGAAUUUCCAACAUUGGCACAAGAAGACGUUACCAAUGAGCAACGAUUGGAUGAAAUUUUGUCUGGAUUGCCGAUUUCCGAAGAACAGGAGCGAAUGAAAUAUUACGUGGCACAUGGAGUUAAAUAUCCUUUUGUGGCCCAAUGGAGAAAUCCAUUAAUACAUUCAAUACGAGAAAAUGUUAUCGUAAAACAUGUAGUAACGUUUAACCAAUAUUUCGGGGUAGUUGUAAUUGUGGAACCUCUUUAUGUGGGAGCUGAUAAGAAAAAGAAAAAGACAACUGUAACAGAUUUGCGUAGAACCGGAUUCUAUGUUCAUGCGGCUGAUCUAUAUGGCAUGAAGAAAAAGAGCGUAAUUGGACGAUUAUUAGACGAUCAUCGUAAAUAUAGACAAAGAUGUAUUCUUGUAAAUGAAACCAAGGCCCUCUACGAAUCACAAGAUGUUCAGAUGUUGAAAACUAAAUGCGAAGCUAAAAUUCCAAAAAUUAAUGAAAUUACAAAUUUACUAAGUAACAUGACACAACGACUGAAGAGUAGCGAGGAUCCUGAACUUGUGACUGUGGUAAAUAGAUAUGAAUCUCAAGGAGGAAAUCCGCCACAGAAAAUCAAUAAGAAGCUUGACGUUGCUAAAUCACUAGAAAUUGAUGAGAUUAACGAGAGAAUUACUAGUUUAUGUCCUCCUGGUACGGGAAGUAUCAACGACUUACCAACGUUGGUACGGUACGCGACUACAUGUCUUAAAUUUCCAUUUGAAGCCAAGGUAACCUCUCUCUAUUCUUUCCUUAAUGAUCAACAAGUAGAAUUUACAGUAUUACUGAAUAGCGUGAACUAUAGAUGCAAGCAAGGAAUCAUUUUCAAGGGAUCAAUUUUAUCUGGAAGAUUAGAACCCAUUGAUCAACGAUUUAAAGUUCAUGUUCAAAGUGAUGACGAUGACGACUCUGAUACAGAGGAUGGUCCGGCGAACAGAAAGAAGAGAAAGAUGUCCUCACAUACUUCACUCGACUCGUUCAAUGGCCAAUCAGUGAAGGUGGAAUGCUCACGGUUGAGGUUUGAAGAUCCAAAAUCAGUCAAUUUUAAAAUUCUUCUCGAUUAUCAAACAUGGUUUUGCCAAUCCACUCUUCUCGAUGAGAAGAAGGUGGAUGAUCAGUGGAAUAACCUGAGAUUUUAUUUACAAUUUGUGGAGUAA
Molecule: messenger RNA, 1752 nt
Organism: Naegleria lovaniensis
Lineage: Eukaryota; Heterolobosea; Eutetramitea; Acrasida; Naegleriidae
Exons: 1
Coding region: 1-1752 (583 amino acids)
Source: RefSeq, a predicted model, not a curated record